Messenger RNA from Owenia fusiformis, 1681 nucleotides. The record is from the annotation of a GenBank genome assembly. NCBI's taxonomy places the organism in Eukaryota, Metazoa, Annelida, Polychaeta, Sabellida, Oweniidae.
AUAAAGACGAGAAAGUUUAGACAAAAGUUGGCCGAUUUUCGGAAUUUUAAUUUUUUGUAAACAUAAGAAUUAGAAGAUAGAAACAACCACAAGAAUAUCAGCAACAAUGGGUUCAACAAAACUAAUGCUAACCAAGCUCAUACAAGACUCUGUGCUUAAACUGUGCACUCAGAAUUUAACAUUCUCUGCCACCCUUGAAAUAGAUGGAAUCAUAUGUAUCAACACUGGCCCUCAGGAUGAUGAAAUUGUUGUCAAAAUGCACAGGACUAUUGUUAACCAACAGAACGAUCGCACACCCCUGAUGGAUCAAUGGGAGAAUACUGAACUGCCGAUGCCUAGGACGCAAUUUUCAGAACAUUUUUCAAAGGAGAAACAACAGUUUCAAAAACCAUAUCUCUCACCCCAGACACAUGCUCCUGUUAAGAGUACAUCUGCAAAAAUAACAGAAACGGCUGUAAGAAUGCCUACUCUUACGUCGAGUACCUAUAGCCCAGGCCCCCCUUCAGCCACUCUUCAUGCUCCUGGUGGUAAACUACCCUAUGAUGCUCAGGAUAUAGUCAAAGCUGAACCACCUGGUAAUGAUAAACAAAUUCUUGGUAAACGACCAGCCUUAGAUACCAAAGAAACCACCUUAAAACCUAUCCCUGAAAAACACAUCAAAAUUGAGAAAGAUGAACCGAUAACGAUUGAAAUAGGGGAAGACGAAGAAGAGUUUGGUGGGGCAGAGGAUCAGGAGUCAUAUACCACAGGAAAUAGUUGGAUGGGGGAUGAUAUGUAUGAACAAGACAUUAGCAUGAAUACAAGCAUGAAUGAUAUGGCAGCAAGUAAACAGGUCCCAGGAGGCAUUCUAGAUUCAAAGAAAGGAAACCAGUCAGAAGAUACAAAUCACAUAAAUAAGACAGUAAGAGGACCUAAUAAGGCUAAUGCUUUGGAAAAUUCCCAGAAUGAUGAUAUGAGACAAGGAAAGUCAAUAUAUGAAGCUGGACAAUCAUUCAGGGAUGAAAACUCCUUAUAUGGAGAUGGAAAUAGAACCUCCUUAUAUAGUGAUGGAAAUAGAAACUCUUUAUAUGGCAGUUUACUACAAAAUAAACCAGAACAUGAUGAUAGUAUUAAUUUGAAGAAGCAUGUAUGCCAGAUGUGCUUGAAAAGAUUCUCGAAAAAGGGAGAUUUGACGCGCCAUCUCAUGAUCCAUACUGGCGAGAGACCAUUUCAAUGUGGAUAUGGAAUAUAUGCUGACAUCAUAGGGUAUUCACAUGAUAAUACAAGAGUAAAAGCGGAGUAUGACCCAGAAACCACUUUAACACACAACUCACGAGGAACUAUACCAUGGAAGAACAAUUUAGGAAAUAUAUGUGAACAAAGGAGUUUGACUGAACAGAGCAAUUCAAAACAAAGUAAAAGGAGUAAAAUUAGAUAUAAGUGUGAUUUGUGCCUUAGGGGCGGAUUCAGGUCUAAGGCAGAGCUUGGAAGACAUGUUAUGAUCCAUACUGGCGAGAAGCCAUUUAAGUGUACUUUGUGUGAGAAGGCAUUUAAUAGAAAAUGGCUGCUUGAGACUCAUCAUAAAAGCUGCCAUGCAAAGAUUGAUAACCAGACAACUCAUCCCCUAGACAACUCAUACAUGGAUAACUCAACCCCUAGACAAGUCAACCCCUGGACAGCUGAUCAUCCCCUGGACAACUGA